This is a messenger RNA of Entelurus aequoreus (snake pipefish), 6155 nucleotides long. Its product is annotated as SLIT-ROBO Rho GTPase-activating protein 3-like. Bases 288 to 3569 code for a protein of 1093 amino acids. Gene Ontology annotation, biological process: signal transduction; negative regulation of cell migration. Gene Ontology annotation, cellular component: cytoplasm. Gene Ontology annotation, molecular function: protein binding. Lineage: Eukaryota; Metazoa; Chordata; Actinopteri; Syngnathiformes; Syngnathidae. The record is from RefSeq and is a predicted model, not a curated record. The transcript is spliced from 22 exons.
AUUGUCUUUCCGUUCAUGUUGUUUCCCUGCAAUGCGAGUGGAAGGAGGUGAGAUAUUUCAUCUUCUUCUGCAUCGACGACGCCUAGACGGCAGCAAAGAAAAGCAGGCGGCAAAAAGACAACACGGGACAUUUUCCUUCUUUUCCUUCCUCUCCGAACUUGUGUGUCCUUCUUGGACGAUGCGCGGCCUCUGAUCGAGGCGACGAGAAGAGUUCGCAGGACGAACUGAAAUAGCCCGAAGCUUCUUCUUCUUCUUCUUCCUCCUCCUCCUCCGUCCAACCUUCCAGCAUGUCCUCGCAGGCCAGAGCGAAGAAGGACAAAGAAAUCAUCGCCGAAUAUGAAAGCCAAGUGAAAGAGAUCCGUAACCAGCUGGUGGAGCAAUUCCGUUGUUUGGAGCAGCAGUCGGAGUCUCGCCAGCAGCUGCUGCAGGACCUGCAGGACUUCUUCCGUCGGAAGGCCGAGCUCCAGCUGGAGUUCUCCAGAGGCCUGGACAAACUGGCGGAGCGCUACUCGGCCAAGAUCCGCAGUUCCAGAGAGCAUCAGCAUUUCAAGAAGGAUCAAAAUCUCCUGUCCACCAUAAACUGCUGGUAUUUGGUGCUGGACCAGACCAGGCGGGAGAGCAGAGACCACGCCACACUCAGCGACAUCUACAACAACAACGUCAUUGUGCGUCUGGCGCACGUGGGCGAGGAUGUCCUCAGACUUUUCAAAAAGAGCAAAGACAUUGGGGUGCAGAUGCACGAGGAACUGGUCAAGGUCACCAAUGAACUUUACACGGUGAUGAAGACAUACCACAUGUACCACACAGAGAGCAUCAGUGCCGAGAGCAAGCUGAAGGAGGCGGAGAAGCAGGAGGAGAAGCACAUGGGAAAGGCUAGCGACAUUAGCACUGCCUUGCUUCGUCACGGUCAUGACGAGCGCCCACAGCGACGCAGCUCUGUGAAGAAGAUGGAGAAGAUGAAAGAAAAGAGACAAGCCAAGUAUUUUGAAAACAAACUCAAGUGCACGAAGGCUCGUAAUGACUAUCUUCUCAACCUGGCUGCCACUAAUUCCUUGGUGGCUAAAUACUACAUCCAUGAUGUCUCCGAUAUGAUAGAUCAGUGUUGUGAUUUAGGUUUCCAUGCCAGCUUGACGCGCACUUUGAGGACCUACCUGUCUGCCGAGUACAGCCUGGAGACGUCUCGCCACGAGGGCUUGGAUGUUCUGGAAGGAGCUGUAGACGCCAUGGACAACCGAGGAGACAAGUUGAAGUUCAUGGACGCACACUCUCAGAUGUUCUGUCCUCCCACACGCUUUGACUAUCAGCCGCACAUGGGGGACGAGGUGUGUCAGGUGAGUGCUCAGCAGCCCGUCCAGACAGAGUUGUUGAUGCGCUACCAGCAGCUUCAGACUCGUUUGGCCACGCUCAAGAUAGAAAACGAAGAGGUGAGGAAGACUCUGGACGCCACCAUGCAGACCCUUCAGGACAUGCUGACGGUGGAGGACUUUGACGUCUCCGAGGCCUUCCAGCACAGCCAGUCCACAGAGUCGGUCAAAUCGGCGUCUUCUGACUCCUACAUGAGCAAAGCCAACAUCGCAAGGAGACGAGCCAAUCAGCAGGAGACUGAGGGCUUCUACUUUACUAAAUACAAAGAAUAUUUGAAUGGCAGCAACUUGAUUGUCAAACUUGAAGCCAAGCACGACGUUCUGAAGCAGACGCUGGGAGAAGGGGAGAGGGCAGAAUAUGGAACAAUGAGGCCCCCCCGCCUCCCCCCUAAACCCAAGAGAAUGCGGAAGAUUAGACCUCGCUCCGUUUUUAGGCGUAAGCUGUUUAACGGCAAUAUGGAGGCCUUCAUCCAGGAUUCAGGGCAGCACAUACCAGUGGUGGUUGAAAGCUGCGUCCGAUACAUCAAUCUCUAUGGUCUUCAACAACAAGGCAUAUUCCGAGUUCCAGGAUCCCAAGUGGAAGUCAACGAUAUUAAAAAUGCAUUUGAAAGAGGAGAAGAUCCACUGGUGGAUGAUCAGUCCGAUCAUGACAUCAACUCUGUGGCGGGCGUUCUGAAACUUUACUUCAGGGGUUUGGAGAAGCCGCUAUUCCCAGCAGAACAUUUCCUUGACCUCAUAUCUACAACAAAGCUGGACUUUGGUUCAGAUCGAGCUCACCACCUUCAGCGGAUUCUUUCCACUCUCGAGCAGCCUGUGGUCAUCGUCCUGAGAUACUUGUUUGCCUUUCUGAACCAUCUCUCCCAGUACAGCGAUGAAAACAUGAUGGACCCAUACAACCUGGCGAUCUGCUUCGGUCCCACACUGAUGCCUAUACCAGAGGACCAGGAUCCUGUGGCCUGCCAGGCGCACGUGAACGAGGUCAUUAAGACCAUCAUCAUCCACCAUGAGAACAUCUUCCCAAGCCAGCGGGAGGUGGAAGGUCCUGUGUAUGAGAAAUGCAUGGCUGGAGGACAGGACUACUGUGAGAGCCCCCACAGUGACGCCGGAGCUCUUGAUGAGGUGGACAACGGCACCGGACCCAACACCAGCGAUGACGAGUUGGAGCAGAUCGAGGCCAUCGCCAAGUUUGACUACGUCGGUCGAAGUCCCAGGGAACUUUCCUUCAAGAAGGGAGCGUCGCUCUUACUGUACCUGCGGGCGUCUGACGACUGGUGGGAGGGGCGCCAUAACGGCGUGGACGGUCUGAUCCCUCAUCAGUACAUUGUGGUGCAGGACAUGGACGACGCCUUCUCAGACAGCAUCCCGAGCAGUGAGGCCAGCAGCGGUUACCAUGACGAGCGCUCCUCGUCCAGACACGAGCAACAGUCUUUGCCAGAACAUUCUCUGGAACAACGCUUCGGGGCCGCUUUGGGAAGGCUGCGAGUGCGUUCUGAAGGCGCUCCGCUCCAGCGCCACAGAAACGGCGAAGAUCAGAGCCCCACCAGACACGCCGACCUGCCCCCAAAGGUGGCGCCACGGCCCUGCAGCCCUCACAAAAUGGCGGUGAGCAGAAGCCUGACAGACAGCCCGGAGAAACGGCGUCUCACCACUUUUCAGCGGUCGUCUCCCGCCACGCCUCGACACGCCAGCGUUGGACACCACAAGACUUUCGAGGCUGAAGCGCUCGCUGACGACAUCGAGAAAACCAUGAACACUGCACUUGAUGAGCUGCGUGAGCUGGAGAGACAGAACGUUGCCAAACACGCUCCAGAUGUGGUCCUGGACACGCUGGAGCCUCUAAAACACUCUGUUGGUUCUGGUCCUGGUCAGGAGGUACCAGGUAGUCCCCUUCACACCAUGGCCAUCAGAGAUCCCGACGCAGCCCAAAGGAGGAGCAGCAGCAGCUCCUCCUCUGAAACCAUGACAACCUUCAAACCUGCCCUAGCGGCACGAAGGCCCAACGCGCCCGUCAGGCCGCCGCCCGUCAGACCAGUGAGGCCGGCUCCCGUACUCACACAGGGUCAGAACCCGCACCGAUCCAGUAGCUCCAGUUCUUCAGGUCUGGGAAGUCCGGGCAUGACUCCCACUGACAGGGUGUUCCCCAAAGCGCCGUCCCCAUCCCCGUCCAACUCCUCGUCCUCUUCAGACAAACAAGCUAACUUGUAGAAGGCUUGUAAUUUCUCAUACAGUACAGUCACUAUACACCUACUUAUUAGCAUAAAGCCUAAAUGUUGCCAUCAAUCUGACACUCAGUAGAUCAUUGUUACUUGAAAUAUUUCAAGAUCGUGGAAUGACUUUGCCAUGAUUAUAACCAGAAUAAAGGAACUAAAUAAACAACUUAAACAUAUCAUAAGAAGACGAUGUAAUAAUAGCACCAAUUUGUAUCAUUUUUACUACUGAUUGUUAGUACAAAGUAGUAAAGUCAAUAACAACUUACUCAAAUCCUUCCAUCAUCUUAUUUCCCAUAAUUUAAAAAAUACACUUAAACAAGUUACAACAUAUUUCAAAACAUAGAAACACAGAAAAAAAUACUGACACCAUCCUGGAUAUCAAUAUAUCGAUAUUUGGAUCAUUAGCAUAGUUGCUGAAUCUUUAGGAGUUACACAACUUUUUGCACUACAAAGUACUGCAUUACUUUUAGGGUACAAAUACACCAUCGGCUGGUACUUUUCAACGUGUCGUCGUGUUGAACUCUUUUAUCGGAAUUCAAGUAUGUGAGGCUAAAAUUGGCAGCUUGGCGCAGGAGGAGGGUGGGGCUUAACGGAAAGGGGCAGGGCCUGGAAUUAAAUCCAUACGCUGUGGGGGGGAUUUGAACUGUGUCGUGGCAGUAGAAGUAAACACAACUUGGAUGGCAAAUGUAAAAAAAAAAAAAAGACAAUAAAAAGACUUUUAUAUGUCUCGAUUUACUUGACUGCUUCUGGUCCUCAUGUUGUGGGCUUCGCUGAAAUAGACGCAGGGUGUCAAACUCAUUUUAGCCCAAGUGGGCCGGAAUGGUAAAAUCACGGCAUGAUAACUUAAUAAUAAAGACAACUCCAGGUUGUUUUCUUUGUUGUAUUUUGGCCAAAAAUAAAACAAGCACAUUAUGAAAAUGUACAAAUCACAAAUAAACCUCUGGACAAAACACUUCAAGUUUGUCGAAAAGUCUGAGGAAAUUGGUGCAGCUUCAAAAAACACAAAAUGCUUAGACUUGGUCUCAGUGUAUCAACAAAGCCAGGAUUAAAUUUUAAGUCACAGUCUUUCUGGGAUUGAACAAAAACACAACAUCUUCUAGGUAUCAAAUACCUCCUUUGUCAUGUCCACAUAUCAAUCCAGUGCUAACUCAACAAUCCGUAAGAAACGGAGGUAAAAACUAUUCAAAAUGGGUAAGUAAGGGUGCUAAAUGACGAUGUGUUCGAAGCAAAAGACGUAAAACGGCAGGUUUUAAGUUUCAUGUGGGUCGAGGAGGAGGAGCCACAGUCACCCUUUAUUGUGUACCUGUUGCUUGGCCUUGGUAUAAACCGUUUGCUUGUCUAACAGAAUUACUAUUGUGACAUCCAGUGGACACAUUUAGAACAGCAGUUUCUUUCAUUGAAAAAAAAAAAACAGCUCAUUUUUAUACUUGGCAAACUCAUCAUCUUUUCGGCCGUACGUUUGACACCCCUGCCCUAAAUAAUACCCGAAUAAGGAGGAUUAUUUCCCCUUCAGCUGUAGCCACAUGUUUACCUUGUGGUACGGUACGGUGCGGCAUGCCGUACGUUGAUUUGGUUCUUGUUUACACAGCGGGCUUGACACUAAACAAGUCAAUUUAACUCGGAAGAAAACAAAAAACGUCAAACUUUUGUUGUACGCCGUAUCGCCUCGUGGUGGCAAAUAUUGUUUGUGGUUCUUAAAUGAGACCAAGAAAUACUUUAAUUGCACAACUCAAAAUGUUGCUGAGUAAUUCUAGUACAAGCAGCAUAUUAAUAUCCUAUUAAACCUCAUAGUACAUUUACGAUACUACUUCUCCCAAAUGAAGUUACAAUACGCUCUGACGUCGUGAUUUGUUUUCAAUAUUCAAAUUCAAACUAACGACUAAAGCACAAAGUAGCUAAAAAGUGUGUUUAGCCAUCUGAGCUAACAGAUGUUAGCAUUUUUAUAAAGGCUUCAAUAAACACACCAUUCCACAUAACUUGGACCUAGGAAUGAAUGCAGUUAUCAUAUACUAUGUACUGUUUAUUUACCAUGUACUAUGCUAUGAACUGUAUAUGUACUAUGUACUAUACUUUGAAGUACUGCACUUGAAAGCACUAGCGUGUCAUUUGUACUAGAAACGUGAUGAUAGCUUCAACCAUGUGGUGUCAUGAUCAUAAACACACUAGAAAUAUUUCCCUUGGAUUGAAUGCUGAACUCUGACUUGCGUAAAUAAUAAAUAACAAUGUAUGAUAGACACAGGAUAUAUUAUCAUCUCUAGUCUGUAGAAUUUUGUAACUCCUACCCUCGCACAUGCAGUCAUUAAAGACUACGUUGAAGACAAAUAGUCUUUGUCUUUUGUCUUCAAUUUUUGUAUUAUUAUUCACUAAAUUACUAAUUUUGCACCAUUUUUGGCAUCACAAACAGGACAUAGAAAAGUGUUUUUAAUGUACUGUAUUAUUAUUUUUAUUUUUUUUGCAGUUUUCCCAUCUUGCCCAGCAGAUGGAGACAUUGUCCAACUCAGACUCGUGUAUAAAGUUAAAAAAAAAAAGACUUUAUUCAGGACUCUGACUAAAAUACUGUAACCAACUAAGUACUUUCUUA